Molecule: messenger RNA, 1872 nt
Organism: Lactuca virosa
Lineage: Eukaryota; Viridiplantae; Streptophyta; Magnoliopsida; Asterales; Asteraceae
Source: the annotation of a GenBank genome assembly
AUGGCUGAAAUCGUUGUUAGCGCUGUCAUCACUGUAGUGUGUGAGAAGCUCAUCUCCGGUGACUUCAUGAAACUAGCUCGAUCCGAAGGAAUCGCUUCUCAUCUGAACAAAUGGAACAACACCUUGCCACUGAUCCAAGCUGUGCUUGCGGAUGCUGGCCAAAAGCAGAUAACAGAGAGAGCUGUUCGAUUGUGGCUGAACCGUCUCCAGGGUUUGGCUUACGACAUAGACGAUGUACUCGAUGAUUUGGCCACCGAAGCUAUGCGACGCCAGUUGAAUCAUGAAUCUCCUGCUAGCACCAGAAGCACGAGUAAGGUAUUAAAGAUCAUCCCAACUUGUUGUACUACUUUCACUCCUCGCAACCUUAUGUAUGGUCAACGGAUGAGUUCUAAGCUAGAUGAAAUUACCAUCAAAUUGCAUGAUCUUGCUGAGGUGAAAACUGGUCUGGGUUUAAAUGUGAAUGUUGAGAGGUCAAAUAGAACGCAGAGACGGUUGGAGCAAACUUCAGUGGUUGAUGAGUACAUAAUAAUGGGUCGCGAAGGGGAUUCAGAGGCAUUGCUUGAGAAAUUGUUAGGAUAUGAAGCAUUAGAUCGAAAUGUCAGCAUAGUGUCUAUUAUUGGUAUGGGUGAAAUAGGCAAAACUACUCUUGCCAAAUUUUUGUACAACAAAGACAGUGUAAUGGAUCACUUUGAACUCAGGGCAUGGGUUUGUGUUUCUGAACAGCUCGACGUAUUUAAUAUUAGCAAGGCUAUAUUUCAAGCAAUAACCGGGAAAAAUGGAGAUUUUGCUAAUCUAGAUAUGCUUCAUGUGGCCCUUAAAGAAAGACUAAGUGGCAGAAAGUUCCUACUUGUUCUAGACGAUGUCUGGAACGAAGAUCAAAUUAAGUGGGACCUCCUGAAAAGCCCUCUUGUGGUAGGGCAACCUGGCAGUAUAAUUUUGGUGACAACCCGGAAUAUGAGGGUUGCAUCGGUGAUGUACUCUGAUGAAGCUUACCAUUUAAAGCUUUUGUCAAAUGAAGAUGCUCUAUCUUUAUUUGCUCAACAUGCACUUGGUGAGAAAAACUUUGACAGCCAUCCAACACUUGUAUUGCAUGGUGAAGGUAUUGUGAAGAAAUGUGGUGGAUUACCUGUGGUUUUGAAAACGCUUGGUAUGCUCUUGAAGGGAAAUAAAAAUGGAGACGAAUGGGAGAAGCUGUUGAACAGUGAGAUUCUUCCCAAGGAUCUAAGACUAAGCUACUAUAAUCUCCCUCCACAUUUAAAGCUGUUGUUUGCAUACUGCUCCUUAUUUCCCAAGGGCUAUGUGUUUGACAAGAAAGAAUUAAUCCUACUGUGGAUGGGAGAAGGAUUUUUGUCCCAAUUAAAUGACCACACAUCAAUGGAGAGUUUGGGUCAUGAGUAUUUUGAAGAGCUAAAGGCGAGGUCCUUUUUUCAACAUUCAACAAGUGAUGAAUUAAGAUAUACAAUGCACGACCUGAUAAAUGAUUUGGCCACAAGUGUUGCAGGAGAGUGUUUCUUUAGAUUGGAUGAUGAGAUGGACGUAUCCAUCAGGAAUGGAACUUGUGUGAAGUCACGUCACUUUUCACUUAUAGGUCCAAGAUGUGGAUCAUAUAGAAAGUUAAAGGAAUUACACAGAGCUAGACACGUGCGCACUUUCUUACUACUGCUAGAUGGGUUGGAAUGUCACGGAUUAUUGGACAAGGUUCUUGCUGAUAUACUUCCUGGACUACAAUAUCUAAGGGUGCUAAGCCUGCGUACACCGAAAAUCACAGAGGUGAGUGACCUUUAUAAUCUACAAAGCUUGUUGCUUCAAGGUUGUUAUCAGUUAUCUAUCUGGCUUGCCAAAAAGUUUUGUAAAGUUGAUAAACCUGCGUGA